This is a messenger RNA of Rana temporaria (common frog), 997 nucleotides long. RefSeq names its product CD63 antigen-like. NCBI's taxonomy places the organism in Eukaryota, Metazoa, Chordata, Amphibia, Anura, Ranidae. The transcript is spliced from 8 exons. Gene Ontology annotation, cellular component: membrane. The coding region runs from base 63 to 860 and encodes 265 amino acids. The record is from RefSeq and is a predicted model, not a curated record.
GUCUGUGUGCGGCGACCCUCCCCCACAUUGUCAGGUGCGGCCUGGAUAGAGUGCUAGCUGCCAUGACAAGGAAAGGUUCCUCCAGUUCUACUUUAAUUCCACCUGAACUCACCAUGAAAAAACAAAACCAAUCGCCGGACAGCCUGGUCUGUAUUAAGACCGGAUUCUUCCUCGUCGUCCUCUUCUUCUGGGCGAGUGGCGUUGCUCUGAUUUGUCUGGGCGCCUCGGUACAGAUGAAGUUGUCGGAUAUCUCGGUGGUCAUCACUGAGGCCUCUUCUGGAGCCCCUCUGGUCCUAGCGAUUGUGGGAAUGAUCAUCUUCUUCCUGUCUGGAUUUGGCGCCGUGGCCGUGAUCAAAGAAAACGCCACCUUGCUCAAAAUCUUCACAGGGAUCAUGCUUCUGGUGUUUGCGGUAGAGAUCAUAGUGGGGAUAUCGGCAUAUGCCUACAAGGACAUGCUGCAGCGCGAUGUACUUCAGAGGUUUAUGAAGCUUUUGGAUAGAUAUGGAAAAGACCGGCCAGUAACCCGAGGGGUGGACGGCGUCCAGCAACAGUUCCAAUGCUGUGGAGCCAGGAAUUUCACGGAUUGGUUCAAAGUCAACACCACCAGUUCUGGGGUGUCCUCCGGCUCGGUGCCCUCCAGCUGCUGCAAGACCGUACAGCUCAAGUGUGGUGAGAACGCCGGGGAGCGCAGCGACCGCAUCUAUACACAGGGCUGUGUGAUGAAGAUGCACAUGUGGAUAUCGAAACACGUUGAAGUGAUCGGUGCGGUGGGAGUCGGCCUCGGCUUCUCGCAGAUCCUGGGCAUCGCCUUCGCCUGUCUCCUUGUAAGGCUUCUGCAGGAAAAUUACGUGUCGGUGUGACCAGGUGGAGUCCAUGUGACCGGCGUGGGAAGGUGGUGACCGGUGUCGGCUCAUUAAUAUCACUUGUCUGUCCUGUAAAUAUUCCGUGUACAGAUGUCGUCCUCCGGCAGAGAUCGGUGAUUAAACGAUUCAUCACA